AUGAAGUUACAGGGGUCCCUGGCCUGCCUCCUGCUGGCCCUGUGCCUGGGCAACAAGGAGGCUGGCCUACUGGUGAGAGGUGGGGAGAGUGCUGGAGCGAACGCUGGGGAGAUUAUUGGACAUGGGAUGGGAGAUGCCAUUAGCCAUGGAGUUGGGGAGGCCAUUGGCUGAGGGGUUGGAGAGGUGGCCAGCUCUGGAGUCAGGGAGGCUAUGAGCCCUGGGAUGGGAGAUGCCACUGGCCACGAGGUCGGGGAGGCCAUCAACCUCAGGGUCAGGGAAGCAGCCUAUGCUCUUGAAAACAGUGGGAGUGAGGUUGGCAAACAGGCUGAGGAUAUCAUCUGACAUGGAAUAGAUGCUGCCCACGGCUACUGGCAGGUGUGCCCGGCAGCAGUACAGCCUCCAUCUGGAGCUCCUGGCAUCUCUGGCUCUCAGGGCAGCCAGGGACUCCCUGGGCCAUGGAUACCCCAGCAGCUCAGUGGCGGCUUUGGAAUCAACUCUCAGGGAGGCUCCUGGGGUCAAGGAGGCAAUGGAGGGUCAUUCAACUUUGGAACCUAUGGCCCGGGCUAGUGAUGACUCAGUGAGAGAGGCAGCAUCGGCAACCAGAAUGUUAAGUGCAUCAACCCCUCACCGUCUGUUGGGGGAAGUACUAGCUCACAGUGGAGCCGCAGUGGUGGCAACAGUGGCAGCAGCAACUCAGGGGAAGGCCUCAGCAACUCUGAAGUCAGGAAAGUAAGCCAAGAGGGCAGUUGCGUCUUUGGGAGCUCCCAAGGCAAUUAUCAGAAGUCUCAGAGGUCUCCUGGGCUCUUCAACUUUGACACUUCCUGGAAGAAUUUUAAAUCCAAGCUGGGUUUCAUUAUCUGGAAUGCCAUAAACAAGGAUCAGAGGAACUUUCACAUCCUGUGA
Trichechus manatus latirostris (Florida manatee) is the source of this 903-nucleotide messenger RNA. Its product is annotated as dermokine. The record is from RefSeq and is a predicted model, not a curated record. Lineage: Eukaryota; Metazoa; Chordata; Mammalia; Sirenia; Trichechidae. Gene Ontology annotation, biological process: cornified envelope assembly.